This is a messenger RNA of Aspergillus heteromorphus CBS 117.55, 1419 nucleotides long. RefSeq lists its product as uncharacterized. Bases 1 to 1419 code for a protein of 472 amino acids. The record is from RefSeq and is a predicted model, not a curated record. NCBI's taxonomy places the organism in Eukaryota, Fungi, Ascomycota, Eurotiomycetes, Eurotiales, Aspergillaceae. The transcript has 2 exons.
AUGGACCUGAGCCCCGAUGAUGCCCUGCAGGCGUAUCUCAUCCGCCAACAGCUCAUCGCCGGCAUUCAUCCAGACGAUAUCAUCCCCAUGCGCCGUCCAGGCCACGGCCCCGAGAACCGCCCUGCUGCCCCAGCAGUAGUACGUAUCACUAACGAGGGCGUCUCCGUGCCAGAGAUCCCCCCUGCGCAGUUCCGGGGUCCCCUCCAGCCGCUUCCGGGACAACUGCGGGCAGGCCCUGGGGGGCACGAAGGCAUUCACGAUGUCGAGGCUCACAAUGGCAUUGUCAAUCUGCAAGCAAGAAUGCUUGACAUGAUGGAGGGUCGUCAGGGUGCUAGAUACGGGGCUCUCCCUCCCAACCCAGCUCAGGUAGUAGCCAGAGUCAGACCCGACGAUGCAGCUCAAGCCAUAGCCAUGGCGGGCCCUGCUCCCCGACAGGCCUUCGACCUCAUCGGGGCGAUGACCACCUACCCACACCUGGCCUUAGCCCUAACUUCCUACCUCUCCGCCGACGACCUCGUCAAUCUCACCACCCAGUCUCGCCCCUUCUUCAAUUUCCUAAACAUCAACAUUGGCAUCGUCGUCCGGAACCUGUCCCUCCAGAUCGUCGAAACCGCAAGCAUCUUCCCCCCACUCUGCUACCCCCGCCUCAACACCGAACCAGGCCACUUCUCGCACCCCCUCCCCCCACCGAUCAACGAAUACCGGUACAUUCUGCACCAUCUCGUCCCCUCCAUCCCGUACCUCCGCAUGAUCACCCACCGCCACACGACCACCACCCAGAUCAUGGCCCUCCUCCGGCAGGCCGGCUACUUCAUCCCCAACCUGUGCGAGACGCCGCUCAAAAAGCUGUGGUUCCUCAUGGACAUCCCCGACAACGCGCGUCGCGAGUGGACCAUCGCCAACCCCCACCUCUGGCGCGACGGCGAGAUCUUCUUUGCCACGUUCUUCAUCGUCCAGCUCGAUAUGUAUCUCCGCGAACAGAGACAGCAGCGCACCAACAGUUUCCGCCAGCUGAUCAUGGCCCAGCCGACGUUGACUUUUCUUAGGGAGUUUUUGGUCGGAAGGGUCUGUGCGACUAAUUUGGAUACCUUGGCCGAGUUUGUCAGGUGGAGGUAUGUCCCUGCGCCGGAGGAGAGGAAUGAACAGGUCUUUGGCGUCCCGAUUGCGGAGACGGGUUUGUUGCAGUUUGAGGGGUAUGGGCGGCCGAGGGUCACUUUUAACAAUUACAAUAUCAAUCUCAUCCUCAGAGAAAUCGGCCGGAGGGGCCUCGACAUGCACAUCAUGUUCUCGGAGAUCUUCCUCCUGCGAAACCCCAGACUGUUCUAUGUCAAUCGCGAGCCGAUUAACUGGGAUGAGAUGAUCAUGCGUGGUCGUGAGGAUAUGGGCCCGUAUUGGAUGGAUCUGGUGAGGUUGGAUUGA